AUGACGUCCGUGUUCCUCCUCUCUGACGGACUCCGCUUCCUCUCUGACAUCCAGGACCCCCUUGGAUCCUCAGUGGAACCAGAGUCCGUCGGACGCGCUGCCUUCGGGCCGGAGGCGCUCCAGACCAGUAACUACUCCCUGGUGCUGCUCAUCCAGCUCAGCCUGCUCACCUUCGACCUGUUCGUCAACUCCUUCAGCGAGCUGCUGAGGACCGAGCCGGCCGUCCAGCUCGUCCUCUUCAUAAUCCAGGACAUCUCCAUCCUGUUCAACCUGAUCAUCAUCCUGCUGAUGCUCUUCAACACCUACGUCUUCCAGGUGGGCCUGGUCGCCGUCUUGUUGGACAGAUUUAGGUCUCUGCUGAUGCUCUCUGCUCUCUACCUGACCUUCAGCAUCGUCCUGCACUCCUGGCUCAUGAAUCUGCGCUGGUUAAACACCAACAGGUUCAUUUGGACGGACGGUCUUCAGGUGCUGUUUGUGUUCCAGAGAACCGCUUCCGUGUUGUACUACUACUUCUACAAGAGGACGUCUGAGUAUCUGGGCGACCCUCGGCUCUAUGAAGACUCACCGUGGCUGAGAGAGCUGUUUGCUCGAAGCAGACAGUGAAGCACCAGGAGGCCAGAAAUUAGUGAAAAAACCCAGUCCAUACAGCAAAAAAACACAGAAAUCUAACAAGCGGCCUCUUUAGUACAGUUAACUUACAAUCAUAACGCCGUUUACAUUUUGAUAAACGCUAACAUUCAUCUGUAAAAUACAU
Acanthochromis polyacanthus (spiny chromis) is the source of this 754-nucleotide messenger RNA. RefSeq names its product transmembrane protein 138-like. The transcript is spliced from 5 exons. Lineage: Eukaryota; Metazoa; Chordata; Actinopteri; Pomacentridae. Gene Ontology annotation, cellular component: cilium. The coding region runs from base 1 to 603 and encodes 200 amino acids. The record is from RefSeq and is a predicted model, not a curated record.